UCAUUUUAUUCCUUACAUAGUUCUCUCCCUUCCACUCACUCACUGUUUCUUAUAAUUUCACAAUUAAUUCUGGUUGUUGCUAUGAACAACAUAAGUAACCCAGUUAAGUAACAUAUAAUGUUAAUUCUGUUACGUAUUAUCUCAUACAACAAUUUACUCAUUCGUAAUACAUUUUCUUCCUUUAUUUACUCAAUAUCAAAUGAAUUUAUUAAACUAAAAGAAAAAAAACGUCAAUACUAAGUAUAUAACGGGACUCACAACACAACACAUAUUUAUUUAUUACACAUUCUGUAGAAGAUAUAAAUAUCUGUAGAUAUGUAAUAUCACCACGCUUUUUAAGGUGGUUUAAAUCACGGGUGUACAUUACAAAUUAACUGUAUCAUUAAUUGUAUUGUUACAAACUCGUCUUCAUCCGAUAGUAUGAAUUUUGAAUUCUCGACUGUCUGGAUAUCUCAAUCUUGAAAAACAAAAUGCCAAUACUGAAAUCAUUUUAACAUACACACACAUAUAAUUCUUCUUUGGAACAUUGGAUCUUGAAGCAUAUAAAUUAACAGCGUGAAAGCAUAUGAAAACAUAUAAACUAAUAGCGUGAAAAUAUUGGGUUAAAAAAAUAUAUUGGGUGAAAAUAUUGGUUUAAAGAAAACGUCGAAGGUUGCCCGUGGGACAAACAGCCACAAUGAACAGACAAUAACAUUCAUAUAUAAAAUAUUGCAAAAAUAAACAAAGAAACUGUAACAGAUCGAUCAUAUGCAAUAUCAAUGGAGAAAUUUUUGUCAAGAAUGAAAAAAAAAUAUGGCAUGCGAUUUUAGUGCAUUAAAAAGAAUCUGGUUCUUACACCAAAGAACUACAUCUCUUCGCAAACCCGGUUUACAAUUCGAGAUUAGAUAUGUUUUUUUAUAUCUGUUACUACAGUGUGGGACAUGGCCUAAAGUCAUCGCAAACACGUGUCCCGAAGGAAAGUUUGGAGAUAAGUGUCAGCUAACGUGCCACUGUUUCAACGGUGAUAAAGUCUGUGAUGCCACUGGUUGCAGUGAUUCCCUUUGUAGACAAGGCUUCAGGAAUGCACCAGAUUGCCAGACAGUGUGUUCCCCGGGUAGAUUUGGUCAAAGCUGUUUAUUCUUAUGUCACUGCCCAGAAAACGAUUUCUGUGAUCCUGUAAAUGGUUACUGUCGUUCGGGUCGAUGUCAUCGAAAUUGGUAUGGUAGAGGCUGUCAGACACAGUUGUCAACUCUUGUCAAUCCUCCCACUGCUAAGGUUUUGGACUGUCACACAGUUUCGGUUUCAUGGAAUGCCUGGAAUUAUGAUUCGGACCUGGGCUCUACAACCGUAUCGUUUUAUUCGUUGAAAAUGCGCAGCAAAUCUGAUGUAAACUGGGUAAACAUAAAAGAUGUACUUCAAAACGAAAACAACUCUAAAUAUACUGUAAACGUCACAGGUUUGACUGAGAAUUCCCUCUAUCAAUUCCGGAUUGAUGUCAUCUCUUCAUCGAAAAAAAUUAAUAUCAGCGGGCCAAUAGGUGUCCCGACACCGUUUAUCUUCGUACUGUGUUCAGCGUUGGUGGAUAAAACUCUGCAGACUAUAAACACAACAGAUGAUGGCCACAUCGAAAUCUUCCUUCACAAGAAAUACCAGAGCACUGUUAAAGUGAGCUAUGAAGAGACUGGUAUUGGAGAUUGUGAUGAUAUUUCAGCAAAUGUAUCCAGCAUUACAUUUGAUUCAAGCUUCGUUGUGUUAAAUACCAGCUUAUGGCGACAUUAUACAAUUACUGUAGAAAUUAUGUCUCCCUAUAACUUACAUUAUGUCGAAUCAGUACUAACUGCCGAAAUGGUGCCAACAGGAAAAAUAAAAGAUGUCAGAAUAAUAAGUCUAUCCGCAAAUCACGUGACCAUUGAAUGGGACAAUUUACCUUGCGCUGAAAGAGGCGGCGUUCUCAUUCGAUACGAAAUUGUUAUUCAAUCUGAUGACAUAGCAGCAACACGUUCUACUUUGAAAACGAAAUACCAGUUUUUGGUUAUUCCUGAUUUAAAACCGUUCACAAAAUACGGUGUUCGUAUUCGGUAUGUGAACUCAGUAGGAGCCGGAGGUUUCAGCGAAGAACUAAUAUUUCAGUCGUUACAAACAAUUCCAGAUGCUCCCUUACUGAGUGACAUAAUUACGAAAGAGACAGAGGCAACAGUGACAUGGAAACGAAGUAAACAACCAAAUGGCAUAUUAACCCUGUACAUGGUAAGAUGCAUCCAAACAACCGAUCCUACUCAAGUGAUAGAUAUUGUUCAUCCGGCUUCAAAAGAUACUGCAGUUACCUUCUAUGGUUUACAACCAUAUACUAAUUAUUCAGUAAAGAUAAGAGCCAGUACUGACAUUGGAUGGGGAAAUUUUUCUGAUUCAAUGACUGCCAUGACUAAAGAGAGCAUCCCUGGUCCUACACUCAAUUUAUUGGCGCAAUACCACAAUGAAUGCAUUGCUCUAUCAUGGGACCCUCCAGAAAAACCAAAUGGUGUCAUCAUAUCAUAUAAGCUUAUUACAAGGGAGUUGUUUUCCUACACACGCAUCAACCAAGAACCUCUACAGUCAAGCCUAACACUGGGAAAUAUAACUAGUUACCGUCAUUGUAAAUUAUUACCAGCUACACUGUACGGACUAGAGAUUGCAGCAUCUACAUCGAUUGGAACAGGAAAAGUUGGAGUGACUGGCUCAUACUGGACUGAGAUCAAAACACCACCGGCUCCACUUCAACCUAUUUUAACCGGUUUCACUGAUACAUUGAUUGAAGUAAUUCUACGGCCUUCAACGAUUUUUACAGGGCCUAUCAGUUGGUACGAUAUUAGAGUCCAUAGAAUGAAUAAUAUUGAAAAAUGCACUGAAAUAGAUGUUAAUGACUAUAAGACUGUAAAACAACCACCAGGUAUUCUUGUAGCAAAACUCACACCGAAGUAUCUUGAUGCUCCGAUUAAUUUCAAAGUUGGUGACAGCAAGGUAUACGGUGGUGUAGUGAAUUCACCCCUUUCAAAUAAUAGCUGUUACCAAAUAUUCUACGCUUUAUAUAGUAGCUUAAAUAAUGUCACAAAAUUUAAUUUCUCGAGCACAAAAGGGGCUACAAAAUCAAUCGUGCCAAUUCCUCCUGUAAGACUUGCUGCUAUUCUUAUUCCAAUUUUUAUACUUUUGAUUGUUGCAAUUGUUGCAAUAUUGUUAUUUUUCCUUUGCCGAAAAUACAGAUGGUGUAAACCUUCACCAGAACAAAUCUUCACAAUUAAGACUGAUGAUUAUGUCGUCCCAGAAAACACCAAUGAUCUAGAGAAACACUGGACUUCCGUUCGUUCUUUAAAUGAACGAAGACAUUUAGUAAUUCAUGAUGGUUUGCCAAACGGUAAAUACCACUCAUCGUUGUAUAGAAAUGGAGAUAUUGUAAAUUUAGAAAGAGAGGAAUCGAACAAAAAGUCCCAGUUUUUAAGUUUCCGUGAAGAAUAUGAUGCUUUGAAUAACUAUUACGCAGAAACAUCUCCGAACAUAUCAAAUUUUAAAGAAGCCUGCAAAAGAGAAAACACUUGUUUGAACCGUUUCCCGCAAAAACUGCCCUAUGAUAGAAACCGUGUUAUUUUAAAACCAGAUACGUGUUCAAAUAAUACAUACAUCAACGCUAGUUAUAUAGGUGAUAAGACGGCGAGGCAAUAUAAAUACAUUGCAGCACAGAGUCCGUUUAACAAAGAAACUGUUUGCGACUUCUGGAGACUCAUCUAUCAACAUAAAGUUAAAGUAGUGGUUAUGUUAACAAAACAUGUUGAAGAAAACGUGUUGAAAUGCUCCAAAUAUUUUCCACAAUUAACAGGUGAAUACUUCAGGCUCGAAAUAUUUAAUAUGAAGAUACUUACAGUGCAAACCUACGCUGAUUACAGCAUCACAACGAUUAAUGUCAGUGUUGGAAAUGAAAUUGUACAGGAAGUGUGUAUUUUUGAGUUUUUCUCGUGGCCAGAAAGUAUUACCUCGCGAAAUGCUGUUCCUUUAUUAGAAAUGCAUCGAAAGAUUAGUCGUGUUUUCACUGAAAACAUGAGCCCAAUUCUAGUGCACUGUGGCACGGGCAUCAACCGGACUGGUACUUUUAUCAUUAUUGAUAUCCUUCUAGAAGAAUAUAGACAGAAGAGAAGUAUAAACUUAUUCAAUAUCAUAAAGAAUAUACGAAAAUCAAUGAAUUUCACAUUGAGACCUUAUGCUUAUUUCCUUUUCGUAUAUGAUGCUGUUUUUGAAAUGUAUCAAGAUAGAUAUGACUUUAAUGUAACUUAUGAAAAUAUAAACCCACAAUAUUUAGAACAGUUUUUACAAAUUCAGUUUGAUAACUUGUGCCGAUUUAUUCCGAAAAUCGAUGACGAUCAAUUUAUUGCGGGACGUUUGCAGAUAAAUAAAAGUAAAAAUCGUUUUUUGGCGAUACUUCCUCCUGAAAACUUCCGGCCAAUAUUACGGUCUGCAAAAAGUGCCUACAUUAAUGCAGUCUUCCUCGAUGGAUGCAGUCGUAAAAAUCAUUACAUACUGACACAAACUCCAAUGAAGGAGACACUUGGUGACUUUUGGCAAUUAAUAUAUGAAUACAAUGUUAGAACUAUUGUCAUGAUGGAUAAUAAUGUCAAAAACGACACUUGUGUCUCUUACUGGAAAAUGUCCACCGGUGGUAGUACGUUAUGGAGCACAGAGCAUUUCGAUGUUGAAAUCGGAAAUCGGAUUGUCGAUUAUGAUUCAAUAUUGGAACAGUUUCAAUUGAAAGUAACAAAACCUGGAAAAGAAAGUGUGCGAAAGAUUCGACUUUAUCGAUACCAAAAGUGGAAAGGUCCUAAUUUUGUACCAGUCUGUCGAGACUAUAUUCUUUAUCUUAUCCAACAUGUAGCUGAAUGGCAAAGUACAAAUAAUCAUAAACCAAUUGUAGUCCAUUGCAAAGAUGGCGCUACAAACAGCGGCUUAUUCUGCGUGGCUGACGUCUUGAUAGAAAAAAUGAAAUGUGAUAAUUUUGUUGAUGUUUACCAUACUGUAAAACACAUGAAACGAAGGAGACCAGAGAUAAUCCAAGACAUGGUAAAUAUUCUUUUAGUUCUUAUAUUGUUGAAUUUUUUUACCUCCAUUCAAAAUUCAACAUUUUUUACUCUAUAUCUUGAAUUUUGA
This is a messenger RNA of Octopus bimaculoides (California two-spot octopus), 5145 nucleotides long. Its product is annotated as receptor-type tyrosine-protein phosphatase mu. The record is from RefSeq and is a predicted model, not a curated record. NCBI's taxonomy places the organism in Eukaryota, Metazoa, Mollusca, Cephalopoda, Octopoda, Octopodidae. Gene Ontology annotation, biological process: protein dephosphorylation. Gene Ontology annotation, molecular function: protein tyrosine phosphatase activity; protein binding.